CAACUGUGUGUGUGUGUUGUUGUCAUUACCGGCCAUUGCAAAAGUUGCUCAACCCCCACGAUCUCAGAUCAAACAUAAUAACCACUGCGCAAUUGAGAUUCUCAACGCACCUUGCACUAAUUUACAUUGAUUCACAGGUCACCAUACGUCAUAGCGUUUAUUAGUUUAGUCUACGUUCUGUAUCAAACGGAUAGCCAGAACGAUGGAUCGGAGACUACAUCUGGAAAUUUGUCUGUAAAAUGGGUGGAAGAGAUGGAUAACGAGGGUAGACCGCUCAACAUGGACAUAUACUUCGACCGAGUGGUUAUGGUGUGCAAUAGGACCAGUCAGAUGGUAAUCACCACCGGAAUUUUGUUAGACGAAGAAAGAAUCCUGACAUCUUACAAUCCCUACCGCAAAACUAUAGCAGAGAAUAAAUUCACAGACCUAGCAGUUGCGGUGCUGAUGGGAAGACAGUUCAACAGUACAGCAUUCCAAUACAUCCACAAAAUUGAGUAUUACUCCAUCGAGUGUCACGAACAAGUCGUUGCUACAAACGAUACAAGUCUUACACCAGAACAGUGGCACGGAAUCGGCAAACAACACAGUUCUGUUCACGACCUACUGAUUCUGCGUAUUGACACCAAGCUCGAACUCCUGGACCCAGACCCUCAAAAAUACUCCUUCGAUUCGAUUAGCUACUAUUAUUUCACUAGUACAGGCCCAAUGAUCACGGUACUCGCAAAACGCAAAGACUGGUUGGGCAAUGCCGUCAAGUUUGCUUCACUCGGAUAUAAAGAUGCGAAACAUAUCGCUAAUGGCAAUGGGUCUAUACUCAGCACCUACGAGUAUGAGGAAGGCUCGAAUGUUGUCACAGAUUGCGACGAAUGGAUCAUCAGGGAUUGGGGACGCGUUAUUUGCAUCAAAAAUGAUGAUAAUAAUUUAGGUAUCGCAUCUGGCUCCCUGCUGGUCUACAAUAACAAACUCUUCGGCAUCGGAAGCUUCACCCUGAACAAGGGCAACGUCAGUAUCUUUGUGUUCACGGACGUCAGGAAAUACCGACGAGAGAUAUUCAACAAGUGCGUCCGAGAGAGCGCUGAAAGCUCGACGGAUUCUACUACAGACAUGUCAACCGACGAUGAAUACUCCAGCACUCCUAAACAGUUUCAUCUAGGAUAAACCAUAUGCACAGGUUCUGUUCUGGUAGUAAAUGUAAUGUUGCAAAUUA
Molecule: messenger RNA, 1207 nt
Organism: Chilo suppressalis (striped riceborer)
Lineage: Eukaryota; Metazoa; Arthropoda; Insecta; Lepidoptera; Crambidae
Source: the annotation of a GenBank genome assembly